Molecule: messenger RNA, 174 nt
Organism: Prorocentrum cordatum
Lineage: Eukaryota; Dinophyceae; Prorocentrales; Prorocentraceae
Source: the annotation of a GenBank genome assembly
GAGCUGCCCGCCUUCCGCCUCGCCUUCGCCCGGCGGGCGCUGGGCUCGACGUGGCUGCUGGAGAAGCUGUACGGCACCACCUCCUUGUCGCCGGUGGGCGUCCUCCUGGACCCGAGCGAGGAGGUCCAAGUGCGCGUCGCGGCGGCGAGGUUGGUGCUGCACUUCCUGACGCAG